AUGACAUCUCAGGACCCGGCUUACACUGAAUCUAUACGCACGUCCGUACAUUCGAAGUUUUCAGAGUCUUGCAAGGUUUACAAAAGCUGCAAGGCGUCAAUAUUGGACCUAGUUCAGAUUGAAAGACAGAAGCUGGAAAGUGCCACACAGCAGAAAAGACCUGAAGCAAAAGUCGUAGAUGAAAGUGGUUACGCCUUAAAAGUUCCUCCUUGUGAUACGGAGUGCUUUAGCGGUGGCUAUGACAAAUGGCCUAGUUUUAGGGAUAUGUUUACGGCCAUUUAUACUAAACAUCCCAAGCUAUCGGCAGCACAGAAACUGUUCCAUCUCAGGGCCAAGACUCGCGGUGAGGCCAAUCAAAUUGUAAAACAAUUUGCGCUCACCGAUAACAAUUUCGACUUAGCAUGGGAGUCCUUACGGCAACGGUAUGAAAACCAUCGUAUUCUUGUCAAUCAUCAACUGAGGAAAAUUUUCGAAAUCGAUAAUGUGACUUCGGAAAGGGGAAAAGCUCUCAGGAAUCUACAAUACACUGUAAAUAACUGCCUUGCGGUCUUAAAAACUUAUAAUAUUUCGGUAAUGUCAUGGGAUCCCUUCCUAGUGUAUUGGGUUUCUUCGAAACUGCCGGAAGAAACUUUAACAGCAUGGGAAAAUUCGAUUCAUGACCACAAGAGGAUGCCAACCUGGUGCCAGUUAGACGAUUUUAUAUCGAAACGGUGGAACAUGUUGGAAUCGAUUUCCGACAUGAGGAAACCUUCCAGUACUUCAUCGACUGCCAAUAGGUCACAGAGUUUCCACACUAAAACUGACGCGACCUACCGUCCGUGCAAAGUAUGUCGCCAAAACCAUGCUUUAAGAGCCUGUCCCAAGUUCAAAUCGUGGUCGCUUAGCGAGAAGCAAAGAUUUGUAACUUCUAAUAAGGUCUGUGAGAACUGUCUCUCUUACGGUCAUAGCGAACAGAACUGUCAAAGCGAAAAUGUUUGUCAAAAAUGUCAUAGAAAACAUCAUACCAUGCUACAUCCAGAAACAAAUGAAGCGCAGAAUCGUAAUGAGAAUACGAGGCCAAUGAACGUAGAGGCUGGCUCCAACCAACGGGUACCUCAAAAUCAGUCAGCAUCCUUCCAUAUAGAUACAUAUUAUGAUGAACAUCCAUCAACGUCGGAGGCCGCAUACCCAGCGCCAUUCAAUGUCCAAUCGCAUUUCCAUGACUCCGGAGAAGGAACUGUCUUGCCUACUGCCUUGGUAGAAAUAGACCAUUUAAAUACACUUUUUACUGUUAGAGCAUUCAUCGAUCAGGGUUCUCAGGAAUCAUUCAUUUCAAAUAGGAUAAUUAAUAGACUAUCGAUUCCUACCAAGAAAUCCUUGACAAGAAUAUCAGGACUAGGAGGAAUUGUUCUUGAGAACUCCUCCAAACUGUGUCAUAUAACAUUGAAGGCACGAACAUCUGAUUUUAGACUGCGCACAUCGGCCAUAGUUGUUUCGGGCUUAAAUCACCUUAUGCCAGGGGUUCCAACACCGGUUUUAGACUGGUCGAGAUUGAACCGCCUGGAACUAGCUGAUCCAACCUUCUUUAAACCUGGGUCCAUAGAUAUGCUAUUAGGUAGCGACGUUUUGCCGUCGAUUAUCAAAUCUGGUGUCCAAAAGAACAUCUCAGGCAACCUAUUGGCACAAAAUACUGAAUUUGGUUGGUUGGUUAGUGGUCCGCUGAAGACUCGUGCGGUUUCAGUUUUCGCUUCCUGGAUAACGUCUCCUGACACGCUGAAUGAGGACAUUCGGAAAUUUUGGGAGAUAGAGGAGGUUCCUGUUUCAAAACCUGUGUCCGAAAUUGAUGCCUGGUGUGAGGAGUUUUACCGGAGAACCACAACUCGCCUGCCAGACGGAAAAUACAUGGUCAGACUGCCAUUUCAACAAGACCUCCCCUCUGAAAUGAUUCUCGGGUCUUCGAGACGCGCCGCAAUGGGACAAUUCCUUAGAAUGGAGAAAACUUUAGCAAAUUCUCAUGCGCUAUCAUCCGAAUAUUCUAAGGUUCUAUUCGAAUAUUUGACUCUAGAACAUAUGGAGCUGGCCCCACCAGUUGAAAUACAUGAGAAUUCUCGAUAUUCCUCCUUUUACUUACCACAUCAUGCUGUAAUAAGACCUGAGAGCGCAUCCACCAAAGUAAGGGUGGUUUUUAACGCUUCCAAAAAAUCUUCCACCGGCGUUUCUCUAAAUGACAUUUUGUGUACCGGCCCGACUCUUCAAAAUGACUUAAUGAAUGUAAUACUACGCUGGCGAUUCUACAAAUAUGUUUUCAAUGGCGACAUCGAAAAGAUGUAUCGCCAAAUUUACAUUCAUGAAGAUGACAGGCCAUUCCAAAAAAUACUGUUUCGAAAAUCGUCCUCUGAGGAAAUUCAGGACUUUUAUCUGAAAACUGUUACAUUUGGUGUAAACUGCGCACCUUAUUUAGCAAUACGAACGUUAUUGCAACUGAGUGAAGAGGGGAAGGCUACGCAUCCAAAAGCUGCAGACAUUCUUCAGCAUCAAAUUUAUGUAGACGAUAUAUUGUCUGGCGGGCACACAGUAACAGAAGCGCGAACCUACAUUUUGGAGCUGAUAGAUUUGUUAAGUUCUGCUGGAUUCCCAUUAAAGAAAAUGACUGCAAAUCACCCUUCGAUACUCCAACAUUUACCCCCCGAGGAUCUUCUAACCGAAGACUUUUUAAAAUUUGAGGAGACCAGCGAAACAAAAACGUUAGGCAUACGAUGGAAUGCCAUGACUGAUCAAUUUUUCUAUAAGAUAACGAAUAUAUCUGUUCCUUCGUCCCCAAUAACCAAGAGGAAAAUCUUGUCAAUUGUUGCAAAGCUUUUCGAUCCAGCAGGCUGGCUGUCUCCAAUCAUUGUAUUGGCUAAAAUUCUAAUGCAGCAACUUUGGAUAGAUGGGACCGAAUGGGAUGAGGAGGUCAAACCGCAUUCUUUAGAAAAAUGGGAUAUAUUCAUAUCUAAUCUCCCCGAGAUAGAAAACUUGAAAAUCCCUCGUUGGAUACGUUACUCUCCUGAGGGCAAGAUUCAAAUGCACGGAUUUUGUGAUGCCUCAGAAAAGGCGUACUGUGCCUGCAUUUACGUUAUAACAACGUCUGCUACUAAUGUUACAACUUCAUUCUUAUUAGCGUCUAAAAGCAAGGUAGCCCCAUUGAAGACAAUCAGUUUGCCAAAGUUAGAGCUUUGCGGGGCAAGAUUAUUAUCCAAAUUGACAAAAUCUGUUUGUCAAAAUUUAAGCUCAACUGUAUCUGAAAUAUAUCUGUGGUCUGAUUCCACAAUUACCUUGGCUUGGUUACAAAAGCCUCCGUUUCAUUGGAAAACAUUUGUAGCCAACAAGGUUUCUGAAAUCUUGGACAACGUUGGUAACGUCAGUUGGAGACAUGUUCCAACUAAUGAAAAUCCGGCCGACAUAGGCACUCGUGGAUGUACCGCAACCAAACUUAAUGAAAAUCAUUUGUGGUGGCAUGGCCCACCUUGGCUAGUAAAAUCGACGGAAUAUUGGCCAAAACAAACCACGUACAAAGAACCAACACUGGAAAGGAAAAUUGUGGUGUGUCAAACACAAGUUCAUGCACAAGAGGUACUAGAACGGUUUUCAUCUUUGGAUCGAGCACUACGAGUCAUUUGUUUUAUGUUUCGAUUUAUUCGAAAAUGUCAGAAACGAUAUGAUGGCCAUAUCCAAGCUAAUUUUAUUACAUCUCAGGAAAUUCAUUUUGCGAAAUACAGACUGAUCCAACUCGCCCAGAUGUCACACUUUCCUGCAGAAUAUCAGGCCGUAGAAUCUCGCCAAGCCAUAAAUUCUAAAAGCAGGCUUUUGACACUGAACCCGUUUUUAGAUGAAGGUGGACUGUUGCGUGUCAACGGCCGCCUAGCGAAUUCGGACCUGAGUUACAAUGAGCGCUUUCCCAUAAUACUGCCUGAAAAUUCGAAAUUUUGUAAACUAUUUAUCGAUUUUACGCACAAAAUCCUAUUACAUGCUGAACACCAAACCAUGCUGCGUAACAUUCGGCAAGAGUUUUAUGUUAUUCGCUUGAAAAGUGCAAUACGACACUGCGUUAGAAACCAAAUAAUGUCUGCCCUACCCGCUGAAAGGUGUACUUUCUCUUUACCUUUUACUCACACGGGAAUCGAUUUUGCUGGACCAUUCGAAUUAAAGACGUCCAAAAUUCGAAACGCCAAACUACAAAAGGGUUAUGCUGCAAUUUUUGUUUGCUUAUCGACGCGUGCUGUUCACUUAGAGGCCUGUUCGGAUUUAUCGACUGAAGCUUUCCUCUCCACUUUUAAUCGCUUUGUAGGAAGAAGGGGUUUUCCUAAAAAGGUUUUUUCCGACAACGGAACUAACUUCAUAGGUGCAAAUAGAACCCUUGUGAGGGAGUUCAAGGAAUUUCUGAAAGCUUCUGAAAAAUCUGUUAUUGAGAAAUAUGGUAUGCACGGGUUUUCUUGGCACUUCAUACCGCCCCACGCUCCACAUAUGGGAGGCUUGUGGGAGGCGGCUGUGAAGAGUAUGAAAACACAUUUUCGAAAGGUUGCCUCGAACAUGAAGUUCACAUUUGAGGAGUUUUCCACCCUUUUAGUGCGAAUUGAGAGUGUACUGAACUCGCGACCACUGUCUCCUAUCAGCGAAGACCCCACUGAUCUUAUUCCACUGACUCCUGGCCACUUAAUUAGAGGGGCCGCUUUGAUGGCCAUACCUGAGGAAUACUCAGAUAAUUUAUCGUUGAUGAAUCGUUGGCAAAGACUGAAAACUUUGCAAAUACUGUUUGCUAAGAGGUGGAAAAAUGAAUAUGUAUCAGAAUUACAAAGAAGAUACAAAUGGAAGACUACUCAGCUUAAUUUGGAAAAAGACGAUUUUGUUGUCGUCAAAGAUGACAAUCUUCCCCCCACGGAGUGGUGUCUGGGAAGAGUAUUAAAAGUUUUCACUGGAAAAGACUCCAAGGUUCGUGUUGCGGAAAUACGCACACAGAAUGGAACACUUAUUCGUCCUUUAGUUAAACUAUGCAUUCUACCCAAAGCCUAGUCGUUAGCCUUAGUAAAACACGUUCACACACUCAAUAAAACUUACAUUCUAGCACAUCAUCUAGCGCACCAAAAUGUCGCAUUUGUAAAAAUCGACAUUACCUUAAAAAUUGCCCAGAGUUCCAGCGCAUGUUCGUGGCCAAAAGACGAGACGUAAUAAGAGAAAAGGGCUUCUGUUACAACUGCCUUGGCACAGCUCACACCCGGAACUGGUGCCCAUCCAGAAGCAAAUGCAUGGUGUGCCAGCUUAACCACCAUACCAUGGUUCACGUGGCUAAAUCACCCAACCCUAAGGCGGCAAGUCAACCCAGGGAAUCAUCCAACACUCACGAGUACCACCGAAGCCGAACUAGCUCCCAUAAACCAUCAUCAUCACGGACCAAAAAACAAUCGAACAAUAGGCAACGAAGUUCACCACAAAACAAGAGAACCAGCAACCAUAAGCCGCACUUUAAAGAACGGUUGAGCCGACGUUCUAGAGUUCAUGUGUUUUUGCCUACGGCUCUAGCUCGUGUUCGAACCUCUGAAGGCCCGGCAAAGGCCAGAUUACUACUGAGUUCAGGCGAAGUUCAGACGGUGAUACUCCAGGCCCUGGUAGACAGAUUGAAUCUUCAAACGAUAAAAAGGGACAGUAAGACUUACUGUACCCUAAAUUUAGAAUCUUACCAUGAUCCGAUGGUAAAAAUUCAAGUAACCGGCCUUGUUCACUCCCGUUUCCAUACAACUCUUCCAACAACUACAACGGCAGCAAAACUUCGUACAAUUUAUGACACCCUGCAUGACUUAGCCGAUCCACACUUCUGCAAUCCAUCAAAUGUCGAAAUUCUGCUGGCCAACGAUAAUUUACCAAAAAUAUUAAGAGCUGGAAUGAUUCAAACGUCCUCAAAUAUGCCGAUAGCUCAAAGCACCAUCUUUGGGUGGAUCAUCUCUGGAGCUUGCCAUUAUUAAAUUGCAUUCCUGCAAGGCGGGCGGCAUGUUGAACCCAGUUCAACAACAAUCUUUGCCGUUCUCCAAAAUCUGCCCCAUUUUAGUCAUAAGAACAUGAAUUAAAUGAAAUUAUUAAAAUAUGAACUUUUUCAUGACCCUUAACAUAAAUACCAAUAUAUGAAUUAAUAUUUGCAAUAUGGCAACCCUAGCCAUGUUAACUAUUGUACUAAAUUUAAACACACAUAGCUGUCUUCUUCUAACUUUAAAUUAUAUUGCUGAAAUACAUUUUUUAAUGUUAA
This is a messenger RNA of Stomoxys calcitrans (stable fly), 6253 nucleotides long. RefSeq lists its product as uncharacterized. The transcript is spliced from 2 exons. The record is from RefSeq and is a predicted model, not a curated record. Lineage: Eukaryota; Metazoa; Arthropoda; Insecta; Diptera; Muscidae. Gene Ontology annotation, molecular function: aspartic-type endopeptidase activity; nucleic acid binding. Gene Ontology annotation, biological process: DNA integration; proteolysis. Bases 1 to 5028 code for a protein of 1675 amino acids.